UCUUAUCAAACGUAGCACAGUUGCAGAAAAUAUCAUGUACGGACAUUAAUAGCAUAAUUAUAUCAGACAUUGCUGUUAAAACAUUACCAUCCAUAACAUCUGUGUGUACUGUUUUUUACAUCAGAAAUAACAAUUAACAAUCUGAAUUAUAUCUAUUACAAAAUCCAAGUGCAAGUAUUCAAUAGGAGUAAAUUCCAAGACAGAUUGGAAAGGGGACAUUACAUACAAUAGAGAGGGAAAGGAAAUAUGCGACGACAUGAGAGGAUUAGAGGAGAUAAUGAACCACAAUAUUCGAUAUCUGUGGCUGCCAGGUUCCAGUUAUAUUCCCAUACCUUCAAAUCUGGAGGCUUGGAAACGGAGUAGAAGAUUGGAAAAUAACUUGAUGCAGAUUAUAGAAAAAAGAAAAGAUCGUGGGUCAUAUGGGGAUGAUCUUCUUGGCUUGAUACUCUCAGAAACAGGGAAGUUUUCUUCAGAUGACAAGAAUAUUAGCAACAAACAACAGCAAGUAAUGGACGAGUGCAAAGCAUUCUUCUUGGGAGGUAGAGAAACCACAAGUGUUCUGAUAUCGUGGACAAUACUCCUGUUGGCACUCAACCAGGAUUGGCAACAAAAAGCUCACGAAGAAGCCACUGCAAUCUGUGGAAAUGGCAAUCCCAACAUGGAUUAUUUAGGAAAGCUAAAAAUUAUUGGGAUGAUACUGAACGAGACGCUGAGGUUGUACCCACCUGUAGUAGGGGUCGCCAGGCAGGCAUUCAAAGAAUUAAGAUUAAGAGAUGAUUUUAUAAUUCCCAAGGGUGUGAAUGUGGUGGGAGACAUAUUAUCAGUGCACAGGGAUCCCAGAUACUGGGGAAAUGAUGCAAAUGAGUUCAGGCCAGAGCGUUUCAGAGAUGGAAUAAGCAAAGCUACAAGCAAUCAUCCGUACGCCUUCAUUCCAUUUUCUGGUGGGCCAAGAGCGUGCAUAGGGCAGAACUAUGCCUUAUUAGAAACAAAGGUUGUGGUGACUAUGAUAGUGAAGAGGUUCAGAUUUAGUGUGAGCAGUAGGUACAGGCAUGCACCUGCAGCCUUCCUCACUCUAAAUCCUCAACAUGGGAUGCCAAUCAUGGUGGAAAGCAUAGAGUGCAGUGCAUAUUAG
Cryptomeria japonica (Japanese cedar) is the source of this 1132-nucleotide messenger RNA. RefSeq names its product cytochrome P450 709B1-like. The record is from RefSeq and is a predicted model, not a curated record. The transcript is spliced from 3 exons. Bases 257 to 1132 code for a protein of 291 amino acids. NCBI's taxonomy places the organism in Eukaryota, Viridiplantae, Streptophyta, Pinopsida, Cupressales, Cupressaceae. Gene Ontology annotation, molecular function: monooxygenase activity; oxidoreductase activity, acting on paired donors, with incorporation or reduction of molecular oxygen; heme binding.